Messenger RNA from Cuscuta campestris, 2066 nucleotides. NCBI's taxonomy places the organism in Eukaryota, Viridiplantae, Streptophyta, Magnoliopsida, Solanales, Convolvulaceae. The record is from the annotation of a GenBank genome assembly.
GCCCAUUCAUUCCUUCACUUCUUCUCGCGCGACCCUUCUGAGUUUCACCGGUCAAGCUCCUCGUUCUUGCCUUCCAGCCUUGCGAGCCAAGUAAGCUCUCUUCUCUCUUCCUUAGCUUUCCUUUUGUUCUCCGCUUUUCUUUCCGGUCAAUGUCUUCUCCUGAUAGCCAAGACAUUUCCGCCUCAGAUGUCCACGUAUCUGAGGAAUCCCCGUCAUCUUCUUCGUCGACCGGGUCAUCUUCACCCGUUCCUAGACCCCGGUCGGUUCCAUAUUCCAAUGUUCCGAACCCGCGGCCAGUAAAUCAGAUGCCCGGUCAGAUAUUUCAGGAGAGGGAUGCACCGGUGGAAGACGAACCGGCUCCCUAUGACCUUGAAAACGAGUCACUCGAGGAAUGGGAGGAUCGGCUAGAAACAGCCGGUUAUUCUCCCCUCCCCACCUGCUAUCCCUCAGAGAUUUUUCCCCGGGUCUCUAAGAUAGCUCAAAACAAGGUUCGUAGGAAUCUGCCGGAGGGGUACGUCCUUGAAUACGACCCCAGCUGGCCGAACAUCAUUGAGCCUCACCGGGACAAUAGGGUAGGUUUCCACAUUAUUUCCCUAGAGAGCGGUACUGUUUUCCCCCUUCGCCCCCUUCUGAUCGAGUUGUGUCGCUGUUUCAAAAUCCUUCCCGGGCAAAUCACGCCCAACGCCCACCAUUUCCUCAAUGGCUUCGUGAAUAUUUGUAUAGAGCUUAAGAUUGAUCCUUCCCUCCGCUUGUUUCUCUACCUGUUUGAAGUCCUUCCCGGUAAGUCGGGUUGUGACGGUUACGUCUACUUCAGAGGCCGCAACGGCCGUCAAUUUAUCUCAGACCUUCCACAAAGCAACCGGCAGUGGAAGGAAAAAUUUGUCUUUAUAAAAUUCCCCACCGAUUCUCCCUUGGCCGGUAUAAAGUGGAACGACCAUAUCCUCAAGUCCCAAUACACCGAGCCGGCUAGCGCUCCAGACUUGGAAGAAAGUUUGGAGAGACUUCUACAGGGGGACCCGUUCACCGGGCAAAUGUUCCACUAUGGGGCUUGGAUUUGGAGGAUCCAAUCGGGUGGUAAGGGUACCCCUCGGGCCCAUGAGGCAGCGGGGCACGGGGUACCCUCCCCGGGCAACACUGCUGAGGCCGGGGGCCCAAGCCACCCAGACAUGAACUUCAGAGCGUUCAACAUGCCGAAGACAACCGGUGGCUCUUCCUCCGCUGCCGCCAAAACCAGACCGGGCCAACCAGAAACUGUUGUAAUCCACGACGAGGAAACUCCCCAGACCGGGGGGGUUGAUCAGUCAGGGAAGGCGCCGGUGAACCCUAUCCCUGACAAGGGGAAAGGAAAGAAGAGGGUGAAGCAUGUGGCCACCGCCCAUCCAUCCUCCAAGAAGAGAAGAGGAGAGCACUCCCCAGUUAAAGAAUCAAUGGAGGAGCUGUGGGUCAAGGUGACCCUUAAGCUAAAAGAGAUGGGCGAGGUUGGGUCGGAAACCUUGGAGCAGCUCACCGGGGACUCCUCCUCCCGGUUGACCCAACUUGAGGAGCAGCUGAAGAGAUCCGAGGCUCAUAACCGGGAACUCCAGGAUCUGACAGCCCGCCAGCUCGAGGAGAUGGACAACCUCUCUAGGAUGGCCGGUGAGGCAAAGGCUGAGAUCCUCCAGCUGAAGGAGGAGAACCUGAAGCUCAUGGAGGACGCGGAGCUUAAGGAGAAGGAGUUUCCCGGCAGGGCCAAGCUAUGGAUGGAGGAAAAUUUGGUGGAGGCUGCCCGGGUUCUCACUUCUUCUGAGGAAAGAACGAUGGAAGGCUUCAAGCUUCUUUACCGGGAAGAGCAAGGAAAAGAGAUGAUUACCCAAAUUGGUUCCUACGGGUUCGUGUCUGGCCAAAAAUGAGACCGGGAGGCCACUCAUGCGAUCCUUGCUGAACGGGACCCAGACUUCAAUGCUGAAUCAUACGGCCUGGCCCCAUCCCGGAUGAAGAGCCUGCACCUCCCUUUCCUCUCGAGUAAUCUUCCCGACUGCGACCGGUUGAAUCGUUUUGUAAAACUUCAAACCUGCUAUUUUCCCGGG